Mucor velutinosus is the source of this 639-nucleotide messenger RNA. RefSeq lists its product as uncharacterized. Gene Ontology annotation, molecular function: protein binding. NCBI's taxonomy places the organism in Eukaryota, Fungi, Mucoromycota, Mucoromycetes, Mucorales, Mucoraceae. The record is from RefSeq and is a predicted model, not a curated record. The transcript has a single exon. The coding region runs from base 1 to 639 and encodes 212 amino acids.
AUGGGAUUAUUUUCAAAAUCUAAAUCUAAAUCACCUCAGCCAAGCUUUCAAAGUGGUCCGCCUGCUUACAGUGCAACACCAUCCAGCAAUUAUGCUCCUCCUUCUCCUCCCCGAGAACCUGUGAAUUCAGAUACUCGGCCUUUACCCAAUGGCUGGAUUUCCCAAUACGAUCCCAAUUCUCGCAAGUUCUUUUACGUUUACACCCCUACUGCAUUGCGUCAAUGGGAGCAUCCCGCUGACAAACCCCUGGGACAUAGUACUAGUAAUCGUGGUGAAAAUGCUUCUUAUGCUACUCCAUCGCAGCAGCAGCAGCAACAGCCCUAUUACAAUCAACAGCCACAACAACAAAGAUUUUACCCUCAACAGCCCCAAUAUGUCCAGCAACCACAGUAUGUCCAGCAGCCACAAUACGUGCAACAGCCUCAAUACGGUAGAGCAAAUGGCGGUGGGAUGGGAUUCGGUAAAAUGGCAGCAGCUGGUGUAGGAGGGGGUUUGUUGGGCUACAUGAUUGGUGAUGCAAUGUUUGACGAUCAUCCAGAUACCAUUAUCGAGAACAACUAUUACGGAGACGAUGCCGGUGGAUUCGAUGGUGGAGGCUUUGAUGGUGGAGGCUUUGAUGGUGGAUUUGACGAUUUCUAA